Molecule: messenger RNA, 702 nt
Organism: Strongylus vulgaris
Lineage: Eukaryota; Metazoa; Nematoda; Chromadorea; Rhabditida; Strongylidae
Source: the annotation of a GenBank genome assembly
AUGGUUGGCGGCGUUUGUACGGUAAAGGAUGAAAAGCAUAACUGCGAUGAGAAAGAUGUAGGGAUCCUUAUGAAAGUUGUUAGCGCCAAUUAUAGUCUUUUUUUCGAACAACACUGUAGUGGAACACAGGAUAUCGCAAUUCUCGAACUUGAAAAGAAUGUGCCCAAAGGGAUAAAUCAUAUUUGUCUUCCUCAACAUCAUAAUGUUGACGAGCUUCUUGAUUCAUCCACGAGAAUGUUUUCAUAUGGAUGGGGAGUAGAUCCAAGAAAGAAAGGAUUUGACAUUGUUCCAGUGCCAUAUUUACAAAAAGUCGACUUAGGCCAAAGAAUGCCGAACUUUGAAUGCCAGAAAUUUCGUCACGAUAAGCCUGCUGAUACGUUCUGUACCUAUGAAUAUGCCGAUAAAAAUGUUUGUAGUGGUGACAGCGGAGGAGGUGUGAUAGCGAAACUAAAUGGCAGGAGCUACAUAUUGGGCGUUGUUUCUCAUGGCUCUGCAUGUCGAGACCUCAGAGAGGAUUCCCAUUUUUUUCCCGUUCCAUUAACGUUUGCUCGCGAUUAUGAUCGCUUCCGUUGCGCAAUCACAGCUGACCUUUGUAUGCAUCUCGACGCCGAGACGGUAAUUGCUAUGGCCCUCACCUGGUCGGUCUUUUCUAUUCAAAAUGAAUUCCUCAACACAGGUCAAACGCUCUCCGACCCUUCGUGA